AUGGCGUCCAACUGGAACGAACGCGCAUGGUGGCCAGAGCCGGAUGAAGCCGACGUUUCUCUUGCGAGAGAAAAUCUUGAACAAAUUCUGUAUGCCUAUCAGGAAAAUCCAGAUAAAGUCAAGGAGAGCUUGAAAUAUAAGGAUGAAGUUGUAAACCGUAAAGAGGAACUCGAUAAGGACAAAUUUCGAUCUCCACUUUACAAAUGUGGUAGUGGAGAAAUCAAACGCCGCAAACGCGGCCCGAACUCCGACGAAGAGGAUAACUAUAAAGAGUCUUUCGUUAUCAAAGUGUUUGAACGCAGCGUUGACUUUGGGCAGUUUGGGGAAAAUUCUCCACUUUACCCAAUGGCCCGGGCCUGGAUUAGAAAUCUAAACCAAAGUGAUACUUCGUCAUGGAAUGAUAUUCCAAACCAAGAUGAGGAGCGCGAGGGCAACGAUCAACUACCUGACUGUCAUUAUGCCUUGCCUAAACCCAGCGACGGCCUUUCUGACAAUGAAGUACGGGUUCCUCCGCCGCUCCCCUCACCUGGUCAGCCAUUUGUCAUCAACGUUGAGAACCCACCGAAGGAAAUGUCGCCCGAGGGUCUGCUGGAACAGCACAUAACUAGAUGGCGAGAAAUUCGAAGAAAGUAA
Dibothriocephalus latus is the source of this 633-nucleotide messenger RNA. The record is from the annotation of a GenBank genome assembly. Lineage: Eukaryota; Metazoa; Platyhelminthes; Cestoda; Diphyllobothriidea; Diphyllobothriidae.